ACUGCUGACCCGUUCGUUGGAAGGAGUGGUAAACGUUGUUGUGCUUGACGCGAGUGCUGCGAAGCAAGUCCUAAAUCUGUGCGUCGACAGACGAAUGGCUUGCGCUAGCCAUUUGGACUGAAACUUUCAUCCAAAUCAAUUUCCGUCGAGCGUAGGUCGGUCCUCGUCCUCUUUAAAUCCCCGUUCAAAUUGAACCAUUGCGCGUGUGCGUGUGUGUGUGGUAGUGGAAGGUGCUGCAAGCGAACGCGAAAACAAUCUAGUGACGACAUUUUUCUCAGUGGAAUUCACAUUACCAUACUUCGAUUGUGAAUGUCGCUAGGCUGCUCGACUUCCGUGUAACUGCGAAGUGGUGUUGAUGGUGUGUGCGUAAUGUCCGCGUGGUAGUGGUGUGCGCGCUUCGUGUGACAGAUCAGGUUCGGUUCGAUCGCGUUCAUACUCACUGCGUAAACAGAUCAUCAGCUUGAGUGGAGAAGUCUUGUCUCGAGCAGAGCAACUCUAGCAAACCGAGGCGUGUGACCGACCGACGCGUCAGCUUCUUCUACGUCUUCCCGCAUCGCCAAGGUUCCCCUCCCAGCCCGGUCCAGUGUCCGUUCACCCGGAAGUGAGGAUGGAUUCGGAUGACGAAAGCUUCGAGGAGCACGACUCGGGCAACGUUUCCAGCGGGGACGAUGAUUUCGCGAUGGACGUGGACAUCAACAAUCCGCGGGACCGUGGCCAAGAGACGGACGACUAUCCGUACGAAGUGCUGACGACGGACCAAAUCGUGCAGCAUAUGGUCGAUUGCAUCAAGGAUGUAAACACGGUCGUGGAGAUUCCCACUACAACGACGCGGAUUUUGCUAAACCAUUUCAAAUGGGACAAAGAAAAGUUAAUGGAACGAUUUUACGAUGGCGACCAGGACAAGCUCUUCAAGGAUGCACACGUUAUUAAUCCGUUUCGAAAGCCCAGCUUAGUGCUCAAGCCAAAGAUUAAAAAAUCCAGAACGGAGGAUUGUGAAAUCUGCUACUCGACGAUUCACCCAAGUAUGAUGACCGGCCUGGAAUGCGGGCACCGCUUCUGCACCCAAUGCUGGCAGGAGUACCUGACGACCAAGAUCGUGGAGGAGGGGCUCGGUCUGUCGAUAGCGUGCGCGGCGCACGGAUGUGAUAUUCUGGUCGACGACGUUACAGUGAUGCGGUUGGUGCAGGAUGAUCGAGUGAGACACAAAUAUCAGCACCUCAUCACCAACAGCUUUGUGGAGUGUAAUCGUCUGCUUCGCUGGUGUCCCUCGGCUGACUGUACGUUUGCGAUCAAGGUACAGUACGUCGAUCCGCGGCCCGUGAUUUGCAAGUGCAAUCACGUGUUUUGCUUCGAGUGUGGCGAAAACUGGCACGACCCGGUCCAGUGCCGGUUGCUGAAGAAGUGGAUAAAAAAGUGCGACGAUGAUUCGGAAACGUCUAACUGGAUCGCGGCCAACACGAAGGAGUGCCCGAAGUGUAACGUAACGAUCGAAAAGGACGGUGGCUGUAAUCAUAUGGUAUGCAAAAAUCAGAACUGCAAGCACGACUUUUGCUGGGUGUGUCUUGGAUCCUGGGAACCGCACGGUUCCUCUUGGUACAACUGCAACCGCUACGACGAAGACGAAGCUCGGGCGGCCCGCGACGCGCAGGAGAAACUGCGUUCAACGUUAGCAAGAUAUCUGCACUACUAUAACCGAUACAUCAACCACAUGCAGUCGCUGAAGUUCGAGCAUAAGCUGUACGCGGCAGUGAAGGAUAAGAUGGAAGAGAUGCAGCAGCAUAAUAUGUCCUGGAUAGAGGUCCAGUUUCUGAAGAAAGCGGUCGACAUACUCUGCCAGUGUCGCCAGACGCUUAUGUGCACUUACGUGUUUGCCUACUAUCUGAAGAAAAAUAACCAAUCGCAAAUUUUUGAGGAAAAUCAAAAAGAUCUGGAAACGGCCACUGAAAAGCUAUCCGAGUACUUGGAGCGUGACAUCACGUCGGAAAACUUAGCCGACAUCAAGCAGAAGGUGCAGGAUAAGUACAGGUAUUGCGAAAAGCGUCGGAAAGUGCUGCUCGACCACGUGCACGAAGGUUACGAAAAGGACUGGUGGGAAUACACCACCAAUUGAUGAUCGCAAUCGUGAAGUCCUGCGAUUGGAUCUCCACCUUGCCACCCGAUGCCCCUCCUUUGCCUACCCGUUAACACUUUCCGUCUACAGAGCUACAGCUCAACGAUUCGUUAUUGCCUUCCGUUCCUUUUAUCGUUUUUGCCGCGAGAAUGGUCACCAGCAUGAACGCGGCUCGUGGAACGGUUUGGUAAACUAAACGACCGAUGAAAAGCGAUUCUCUCGAAAAUCACCACCUUCCUUCCCACGGAUGCUGCAGAUCAUCAACUGUGUGGAUUAUUUGCUGCUUGCUCUGCUCCCCGUAGAACAUUAUUUAGAUGACUUGAUAAGUGGCGGGAAAUAGUGUUUUUCUCACGUUUUGGUACGCAUAUACGAUCUACCGUGACCGUGAGGGGUGUUCAUUUUACAUAAAUUCAUGACUUGGUUUGCUCUUUGUGUUGUUAACAAAAUUUGCACGCACCAAUGUGGUUUAAAUUAUGUCAUUUGAUAAAACAGCGCAAUUAAACACCCAUAUGCACUGUGUACACAGUUUCCCUACGUUCCUGUUGCCGUUAUGGCGGAGGACCUAAUGCUCCGAGAAUGUUCGAUGAAAACGUAAAGGCUCUUGGGUGGUGGCAAUGGCACUUGGGCGUUCUUUAACGAUCCCAUCCAAUUAGUCGUCGCUAGGAAAUGGCAAAAAAAGAAAAGCCUGUAAUACUGGCGAUAAUCCUGUUCAGCACAGAACACCAUUAAUAUGCUCGCCGAUGGUGGAUGGUGAUCCCAGCGUUCCCAGAUUAAGUAUAGUUGAAGGCGCCCGAGAUGUGCUCAUAGUUGUUUGACUUCUUACGGAUAGCGAUAGGUUUCAGAGUGCUCUUUUCACCAUUGUUCGUUUUCAAUCAGUUUGCUGCACACAUGUAACGUUUCAUGAGUUUUGUUGCUUUUACUACAUAAGUACAUGCUUUUGUUAGCAUCGACCAUUUGCUUGUCCAUCACUAAAACGGUAAAAAGCAGAAAUAAUUUGUGCGAUCCGUUUUGUCCGCUAUUGUUUUAUUCUAUGUUGUGUUUUUGCCUUCUACCUUCAUCGAGAUCGUGGCGUCUAAUUAUGCUGUUCGUUAGCACCAUACAUGUUCCGUUUCCGUAUUACUAGACAGUUCAAUUGUUAAACAAUUGUCAAUUCUACGUGUGUUUGCCUGUAAACUCUGACCGCUUUUCUGUUUGGGUUACAAUGUCCUACUUCCAACAGAUAAAUUAUUGUAGACCCCAGGUAACGCCAGGUAGGUAACAGGGCUAAAUGUCGCUAUUCAUUUCUAUGAUUUGUUAUUCGACAUCUAGCAACUAUAGCAACAUUUACGAGCGCUCUUACACAUUUUCUUCUCCGGAUACCUAUGUGUGGAGCUAGGGUGUGUGUGGCAGUAACGUCGUUAAGAAAUAUUCCCAAGCCGAUCACAUCCUAUUAAACAUCACUUUAUCCACGCAUAGUAUGGUCAUAAGCAGCUCGACUACAGGACAACCGUUGACUGGUAUGAGUUCUCUGCUUCUACCACGGAUAUCGAGGGUGCAUUCAUAAUUUAUUGUAUUAAAAUAGAACAUGUUGAUGGAGCAAAUUGGGAAGCUACGAAACCGACACAAAACGAACAUCUUUUCAUGAAAGGCACUGAAAGCACUAUUUUCAGGCGUAUAUUUAUUAAACCGGUGAUAGUGUUGGUUACAGGAGUUGAUUGUUUUUGUUAUGCCAUCGCAUUCGUUUAGACGAGGGUAGGCACCACUGUUGGCAGCGAGCGGCGAUUGUAAAUGAAAACUUUCAUAAGUGUAAAUAGUUUUGUUUGGAGGAGCCCCAAGUUCAGGACGCUUCAGAAGCAAGAAAUACUAAAGAGAGAGAGAGAGAGAGAGUUACAAAAAAGAACAGUGAUAUGUGACCUUUCGUUCGGAGGGUGUAUGCCCAAAGAUUAAACUGUUCUUUGGAGAUCACAAACGGUCAAACAUUGCGCGCGCGAAUCAGCAGCGGGACACGAUUCUUUGCUUGCGAUGCCGCUAAGCGUGGCUAGGCGUGGCAGUGAAUAUUCGUGGGGUGUUAGAGGAAAGGAAGCGCACCAAAAACUGGCCAGAAUGUGUAUGUAUAACGGACGAAGCGGUAAAAAAUGAUUCGCUAAACAUUGCGCUAAGAAAGCUGCAAGCAACCACGGCAAACGGAAAGGCGAAACAAAAUCAGACCGAAGAAAAUCUAUAGAAGUCAAGCAUGAGGAAUGUUAUGUAUAUGGAUCUAUAUAUAUACAUAUUACGAAGAGAUCUUGUGACUUUACAACUAAAGAAAGCAAAAAGUGAUCAAAUAUAUUGCGACGAAAAAGAUGAAUAAAUCGAAUCAAACCGAA
This is a messenger RNA of Anopheles cruzii, 4455 nucleotides long. It is a transcript of the gene ari-1, whose product is annotated as E3 ubiquitin-protein ligase ariadne-1. The record is from RefSeq and is a predicted model, not a curated record. Gene Ontology annotation, molecular function: zinc ion binding; ubiquitin protein ligase activity; ubiquitin conjugating enzyme binding. The transcript has 10 exons. Gene Ontology annotation, biological process: positive regulation of proteasomal ubiquitin-dependent protein catabolic process; ubiquitin-dependent protein catabolic process; protein polyubiquitination. Bases 608 to 2110 code for a protein of 500 amino acids. Gene Ontology annotation, cellular component: nucleus; ubiquitin ligase complex; cytoplasm. NCBI's taxonomy places the organism in Eukaryota, Metazoa, Arthropoda, Insecta, Diptera, Culicidae.